Messenger RNA from Lathyrus oleraceus (garden pea), 847 nucleotides. Its product is annotated as organelle RRM domain-containing protein 2, mitochondrial. The record is from RefSeq and is a predicted model, not a curated record. The transcript is spliced from 3 exons. The coding region runs from base 162 to 572 and encodes 136 amino acids. Gene Ontology annotation, molecular function: RNA binding. NCBI's taxonomy places the organism in Eukaryota, Viridiplantae, Streptophyta, Magnoliopsida, Fabales, Fabaceae.
UAAUAAUAUGAGACAAUUGUACUCAAAUUUUAACUUUUAAUUAAGAAUAGUUUAUGUGCAAUAUUAUUAGGUCUUACAAUCAUUUUGAAGCUGGAAGGGUUUUAACAUAGUCAUAAACGUAAAACCUCAAAAUCUCCCUCUGUCCGAAUCCAACUUGUCCGAUGGCAUUUGUCUCUGGAUUUCAGCGGUUACUUCGCCAUUCCCACUCCCACUUCACUUCGAUUCGUUUCAAUUCAACUCUCACUUCCCCCAAACUUUUCGUCAGCGGUCUUUCGAGAUUGACAACGGAUGAAAAGCUUACUGAAGCAUUUUCUCCUUUUGGGCAGCUCAUGGAAGCUAAGGUGAUAAUUGACAGGGCCUCUGGAAGAUCAAAGGGGUUCGCUUUUGUAUCGUAUGCAACCGUAGAAGAAGCUGAGAAGGCGAGAGAAGGAAUGAAUGCUAAAUUUUUGGAUGGAUGGGUUAUAUUUGUUGAUCCUGCCAAGCCAAGAGAACCUCGACCUCCUCCGCAAGCAGAAUCUCAGGCGCCUCAAACAGGGUUCACAGUUAAUAAGACUGUUGGAUGGUGUGGUUGAUGAUUGAAGAAACUUGAUUGAUUACUCUUACGGUGUUGGAGGUAAUAUUUUAAGGACCAUAUGGUUCAAAAUAGCCAACUUUACUCUGACUUUUUUGUACCAAUCAGUGAUAAUUGAUUAUUCGAGUUAGGCAUUAGUAAUGCUGUUGAAAAUUUUGAUGUCAAACUAGAAACUAGUUCUUCCUGUAUUCGUCUGAUACGAACUUCCUCGAUACUUUUCCCAAUUAUUUAUAGUAUUGACAAAUAUCUGCUAUUGAAUUUUCAUUGCUAAGGUAA